ACCUUCACCAAGAAAGGCUAAGGUUGUUCACUUGCUGCCCAACUCUUCUCUCUUCCAGGUCUUCCAUACCCCAUCCAAUUCUUUAACCCUGCAUCGAGCACAUCGCCAUUUGCCCUUUUUACUCGGAAAUUUUAAUUUGCUCCAAAUAACUUGUCUUACUCGACUGUUAAUAAUAAUCUUCUGCUAUAAGCUUUGCUCCCCCAUACACAUUAUAUUGUCAAUUACUGUUUCUUAAUGGCAAAGACCUCGUAAUAUUCAUCCAUAAUCUCGUAAUUUUAGCUGCCAUGAAACAUUGGGUUCUACGUCUAGCAUUGAGCUUCAUCCUCGUUUCCCAUUUCAGAUUAGGAGUGGGAGGUGACUAUGAUCAGCCUCACACGGGUGCCUCCGGAGUUCUUGGGAACGAAUAUAUACCCAGUAAUGGAGAUUCAUCGGAAAAUGGAGGCGGCAAUGGAUAUUCAUCGGAAAAUGGAGGCGGCAGUGGAUAUUCAUCGGAAAAUGGAGGCUCCUAUGGUCAUGAAAAUCCAGAUUAUGUUGUCUCUAAAGCCCUCUUAUGUUUCGAUGAGAAGAAUAUAUAUAGCAGCUGUGAGGAAGCUUAUAGAUUAAGUGCGAGUGGAGAGCUUCAUGUGCCACCGGAUUGCACAGAUGAAUUCUGCAAUGGAGCUUGCUUAAAAGAAACCGACCUCAUCCUUCAUUGCAUUGAAGCUAUUCUUUCAGACUUUGAGUUUUACAACAAGGCUACCAUCAAUGAUGUGAGGCAUACUAUCAAAGAAGGAUGCAGCUAUGGCCCUAGUAGAGGUAAUUUUAAUGUGGCUGAGCAUGUUCAAUAUGAAGAGAACAAUGCAUUCCAGGCUUCCAAGGCUGUCUUCCACAACCUUAGUCUCAUGUUUUUGGCUCUGUGGUUCUUCCUCUAGAGCUUAAUUACUGUCAGAUUAAUUAGAUGAAGAGGAGAUCUCAGCUCUGUGGUAUUAUGUGAAGAAAAAAAAAAUACUUUCUAUUACAUGACUGAAGGUUUUAGAAUAGUUGUGAUUCCAUAACUACUACUAAAUAAUUUUAUUAAUUCUAGUUUCAUGUUCUUAAUAUUGAUUUUGGAAAGUCAUCAUAUCGUUAUUCUAUUUGGAAUUUUAUUUUUAUUUUAUGUA
Molecule: messenger RNA, 1139 nt
Organism: Ipomoea nil (Japanese morning glory)
Lineage: Eukaryota; Viridiplantae; Streptophyta; Magnoliopsida; Solanales; Convolvulaceae
Exons: 5
Coding region: 285-911 (208 amino acids)
Source: RefSeq, a predicted model, not a curated record